UUUGAAAAAUUACAGGAAGGCGAAGUCAAAUUCAGCGACUACGACUACGUAAUAGCACAUCCCAACAUCCUAACUGACUUGGUGCCAAUUCGUGGGCUGAUGAAGAGAAGGUUCCCCAACGUUCGCUCAGGUACCCUGGACGCUAACAUCUGUGAGCUAGUGAAGAAGUUUUCAGCCGGGGUACAGUACCGAGUUGUGAGGGAUGAGCAUCAGCAGAACUUCGGUUCUACUGAGGUUCCCAUUGGUCGGUUAAAUAUGGACACUAAACAGGUUGCGGAAAAUAUAGACACAUUAUUAAAGGACAUUCAGUCAGUAAGGCCGAAAAGAGAUGGACUAUUCAUAACGAGAUGUCUCAUAGUAAGUCCGCCAUCGUCCGAGAAGUUAAAGAUCGAUCCCUUCGUGCACGUAGAACGUACUCUGUCUAAAGAAGUGCAAGAGGACAGUGACGACGAAGAUGAAGCCGUCGCCGCAAAAGCUUAAAAUCUAGAUUAGAUUAUAUCUUUAUAAGAGUAGAUUAUAUAAUAAAGUCAUAUAAAU
Messenger RNA from Maniola jurtina (meadow brown), 537 nucleotides. RefSeq names its product 50S ribosomal protein L1-like. The transcript has 3 exons. NCBI's taxonomy places the organism in Eukaryota, Metazoa, Arthropoda, Insecta, Lepidoptera, Nymphalidae. The record is from RefSeq and is a predicted model, not a curated record. The annotation marks the transcript as partial.